This is a messenger RNA of Pelobates cultripes (western spadefoot toad), 1095 nucleotides long. The record is from the annotation of a GenBank genome assembly. Lineage: Eukaryota; Metazoa; Chordata; Amphibia; Anura; Pelobatidae.
AUGCUUGAAAAUACUACAUCUACGACCUGGAAUUGCAGUUUCUGCAACCCAACUGUUGUUGGUGAUACCCUGAAGAUCUCUCUCAUGGUGUUACUUAUUGUAACCAUCACAGUGGGCAACAUAGUGAGCCUCCUUGUUUUCAUGAGGACCAGACAGCUGAGAACAUCUCAGGGAUUCCUGAAGACCUCUCUAGCCCUCGCCGACUUGGCUGUUGGACUGUUUGUAAUUCCUUAUUCUGUAUACAAGGAAGUUAUCCGAAUUGUUUAUGGACUGGAAGAAGGUGAUGGACAUUCUUCUAGAUUCAACUCACUGUUCCCUUGUUUCAUCAUGGGGCCACUCUAUGCUGGGUGCACAUUUGUCUCAAUUUCUACUAUAUUCCUAUUGUCAGUAGAGAGGAGCUUUGCAGUGCUGAGACCUCUUCAUAAGAAAAUGUUGAUCACAAGGAGGAGGACAGGAUGGUUCAUUGUCUUCUCCUGGGUUCUCAGUUUCUUUUUAGCCAUGACACCCAUACUCUUUGGUCGAGGUAUAACUCUAGAGUACAACUUUUGCAGCAAGAUGUGUAAUUAUGUGUUCAUCACUGAUCAUCCUCAGGACGCAAGCUGGAACAUCAUGCUAAUCUUCCCAGUCUUUGACUUCUCAAUCUUGGGUGGCACUUUUGCCAUAAAUUUCAUCACGUUUGCAGCGAUCCGACAAUACUGCAAAGUGAGGAAACAACUGGAAAUGGAUGUGCAGAGCACCUGCAGCAAGGUUUCCUUCUCAGACAUCACAGCAGCUAAGACCAUAGGCAUUCUCACGUUUGCCUUUUCUGCAUCGUUCAGCCCCAUCGCAGUGUUCGUGGUGGGUAACGUUCUAGGUUACCCCUGGUGUGAGUUCUCUUUUUACGCAUUCUGGAUACUCACGUCAAACAGCUGCUGGAAUGUAGUCAUCUACAGCGUAAGGGACUUAAGAUUCAGGCAAGGUGUUCGAGAGUUAUUUAGCAGACAAACAGUUAAAUCUCCAACCCACCAGCAAAGACCUCCGUGUCCUGCCAAAGAGGAUAGUUCUUCUCAAUGUGUGGCUGUCCUCAAGGAGAUCUUCCGCCCAGAAACAGCUUGA